AUAAUAACGCGCAACCUGCGGCCGGUCUGUGUGAUGUUCUCCGCUUUGAGUCCUUGUUGCCUAUUAGUACAGCCAUAAUUCACUCUUGAAGUGGAAGAGCUCCGUUAUUUUCUCCUGAGGACUUUUUUUACUUCAUCAUAGGCCCCCCAAGCACUCAAUUCUUUGUUUCUCUUCCCAAUUUUUUCACUUAUUUUGGCGACAACUUCAAGUGCUGUCCGUAGCAUUUGAUAACCAUUUCCUGCCAAUUCAUCAUCAAUAGCCAUUCUGUCCAUCUUCAAUUAGUUCGAGUUGCGUUUUCUGCUUCAGCCCAACAAAGGAGUUGAGUCGCCGGCAAGAUGGAUUCCCAAGCAGAGCUGCCGAACCCCAACAUGGAAGCUGGUGGUAGUACGGUGCCUAGCCCAGUAGCCAUACCGCCUCGGCUGUUUUUUGUAACAGUUAUCGACUUUUCUGUACCGCCGGGCCGAGUCAACCAUUACAUCGUGCGAGACCUCCCUAUCAGGCGAGAUCUCGUCCUAGACCCGCACACCGAUGAGCAAACCUUUCGACGGGCUGGGGAGUUCUACUAUACGAGACAGUACACCGUACCCACCGUCAAUCCUGCUGCGGGGCCCACGGCGACGGCUAACAACAAUGACGAAGACGACGCUGCUCGACGUGUAUCGUUUGCGAUGGACUUUGGCGGCUUCCACAGAAUCAUUGACUGUAUCCGGAAGGUAUCCCAGUCCGAGGAGGUCGGCGCCCAACAACGUGAGCGUGCCUCGAGUCUCCUUAACCGACUUGAGGGCAACUUGUCUCCGGACCCCCAGCCUAUCGCCGUUAACCAGGAGGUCUUGUUCGCUCAUGCGAAAGUGUACGUCUUUUCAAUAUGGGGCUGUGUGGAGCCUUUGAAGGAGUACUCGUCCAAAAUGCUACUGAGAGCCCUUCUCCAAGGUGACUUGACCUUCGAGUUUGCUGACGCUUUUGCGGCCGUCGUCAUGUUCCUGUUUCAGAAUACCCCUCGGAGCGAUGGCAUUCGGCGUCCCUUGGCUGAAAUAACCCAUAAGAUGACUCUUGUGGGCGCCCCGAGUUCUCAUACUCAGUUCACUCGGCUCUUCAAUGAGAUCAUGUUGAACCAUUCAAUUUGAUGGCUCAAUUCUAGGAUGAGAAGCUACGUCUAGGGAUAGUGUACCUACGCUGCUAAAUAGGUAG
This is a messenger RNA of Hypoxylon trugodes, 1188 nucleotides long. RefSeq lists its product as uncharacterized. The transcript is spliced from 3 exons. NCBI's taxonomy places the organism in Eukaryota, Fungi, Ascomycota, Sordariomycetes, Xylariales, Hypoxylaceae. The record is from RefSeq and is a predicted model, not a curated record. Bases 336 to 1124 code for a protein of 262 amino acids.